AAACCGCGCCUCCCUUUAGCCUGCUGUGAUGGAAACUUUUCCGGGCUCGCCUGUCAACCCGUGACACCACCAGGCAAGAUGGCGGCCCCCUGAUAUGGUAACUGAGAAAAUCUGUAAGAUGGACUUGAACAUCCUUUUGGCUCCUGGGUUGACCCUACAGGAAGGAUCAGAGAGACCAGUGAGAUUGUCACUGACCAGGCAGAAGAACCUGAUCCUGUGUGGCCUGCUUCCUAAUGGGUCUCUACAACUUACCACGCUUCCUGUGGGAGGCAUCUCCAGCUAUCAUACUCGCCUCGAUGGACCCUUCAUUCAGUUCCUUUGGGAGGAUACAGACGGCUGUGAGGAUGUUCUGGAUCGAGGUCCCCGACUCCUUACUCUGCACCAGGACAACAAGAUCACUGUGUAUGAGACAUAUAGUACAGACAGACACACAGAACUGAGCACCCUUUAUUGCUGUGAUGAGGAUACACUGAAACACCUUUGUGCUGAUAAACAUGUGUGUGUCUCCUCAACAUGCACAGUCCGGCUCCUGUCCCUGAAGGGCGACCACAUCCUUUUGCUUUUAAGUAGUUCUAUUCUGCUUCAUCUUUGUUGUACUGGAAAAGAUCAAAAGCUGCAAGUUCUUUCCUGCUUCUCUCUAGACCUGGACCCAGAAGCUACUUUGCGCAUUUCAGAUGUGUGUCUGAGAAGCGGGAUCUUGUUUCUGCUUGACAGCUCUGGGUUUGUGUAUGUUUAUGAUACAUUAGACGGAUUACAUUUGAGUGACUUGGAACUUCCACUGAGAUCAGAGGAGGGGGCAUCAGACCCUUUGAGCAGCCUACGUAUUUCCCCUGACCUGAGUCUAGCCGUUGUGUCUUCUGCCAGUUGCUGGGCCCUCCCUAUGUGUCUGGGUGAAGGCUUUAGGCAGAAUUUAGGAGACCCUAAGCCUGACUGGCAUGAUGAUCACAUUCGGGAUGCACCUGGCACUGAUGAGGAUGACAUAAGUAGCAGUAACCUGAACCUGUGUCUAAUUGGACAUAGCUUCCGCACAGAUAGGUCUUGGGAUGCCACACUUACAUCACUGUACCAGAGGACCAGGAAUGAUGUAGACACCAUUCUGUCUCAGAUGUCCUAUUUCUCACUCCCCAGACAACGUUCGCGAGAGCGUCUCAGUGCAUCACCAGUGGGGCAGGGCUGGGUGAGGAUUCUUCAGGAGUUUACAGAUAGUCCUGCAAAUAUGCAGACCUGGUCUGUGUCUCCUUUUAGUGCUAUGUUUUGUACAUGGGGAAUGAACAGUGGUCUCACUGUAAUACGAUGGGACCUGGAGACCCAGAGAAUCACUUUCCAUCACUUGGGGAAGGCUUCUUGUGUGGACUGUAUGCAGGAGGACGCAAUGCUCGUAAUUACAGAUCAAGGCCUUUCCCUGGUACUGUUUUCUGCAUCCCAGAAUGAGUUCCUGACUAGACUGAUGAUUCAUGGCAGCGCAAGUACUGCGGACACCCUAUGUCAUCUAAAUAACUGGGGCCGUUGUUCUGUACCUAUUCAUGCAUUGGAGGCUGGCUUAGAAAACAGACAGUUGGAUACAGUUAAUUUUUUCUUAAAAAGCAAAGAAAGUAUUCUAACCCCUUUAAUCUCCAGGGACUCAAGUGGUAGCAUCCAAUCAGAGAGCUAUCUGCAUCAUGUGCAAGAACUUCUCCCUGCUCUCGACCUGCUUUUAUCCUACAUCCGAGAUACAGACCAGGAGACUCAAAGUAAACAUUUCUCAGAACAAUUGCUGCAGCUGACUCUGCACUUUGUGCAUGAACAGCUACAAAAGCUUUGCUCCCUUCUAUCAGAAACAGAUUCCUCACUGCGUCAUAGUGUUGGGAUUCUGACGGGUUAUAUCACGGAAUUGCGUCCCUUCAUGAAAAAAUUUGUACAGCAGCCACAGGCUGUAGAGAUCCCUACAGCCUCUCCCUUUGAAAUAGUUCUGAGAGGAAACCACAGGUGGAAAAAUAUGUCUGUGGAGCACAUUAUAUCUGAUGCCAUCCUGGAAAAUCGUAUUCCUGAGGCUCAGACGUUCCUUCGUUUACAGAACCACCCUACUGCCAGCUUGACAUGGAUUAAACAACAGGGUUUGCGUCUGGUUUACAAGAGCCUUUUGGAGACACGUGUACAGGACGCAUGUAAACUUCUCCAGAACAUGGGUUUUUCUGUAUUUAGCGAACUUCAUCGUAUCUGUUUACACACAUGUGAUCGGGGGAUCCGGACCAUGCUGGUUGAUCUCCUAGAGACAAAGGGGUAUUUAUCAGAGCAUGAGCAGGAAGAGAUCGGCACUGUGUGCCGAGUGGAGGAAUUGUACUUUGCCAAUAACAAGAUCACUGAGAAGAAGCAGAAGCAUCGGCGACCAGCAUGGAAUGUUCGUCGUGUGUCCAAGGAGCAGGCGAUUUUACAGGAAGCUUUAACAGAUUUGGGGGAUGAGUCACAAACCCUGCUUUUACACUGGGCUAAGGGCUGGGAUUCAAAAAUCCAGGAAUCAAUCGUUUUACCACAGAGGGAUGAUCAGGGACAUUCCUCUCAUCCUGAUAUUCUUUGGCGCCACCUCACAUUGUGGCACACGUGGCCAAAGAUCAGAUUAUGGAUUGAGAAUUCUGGUGCAAAAAGUGAGAAUGAGGACAAUAAGUCUACUCACUGGCCCCCAUUAACCCCAACACUAGUGGAAGAACACACCCUUUGCUGUGACUAUACACAACAGAAAAUCCUGGACCUACUAGCAAGUGUUGGAGUCUUUGUACCAUCUGAGAUAAAGGAUUUUGAAAGACAUAUUGAGCGGUUGGCAGUUAGCAGGGGGCUUAUGCCACUGAAUCAUCAUCGUCUACAGAGCUGUGACUCUGAAGAUACGGAGCAUCAUACCCAGUUUGUGCAGUUGUGUGCAGACCGUUAUCUACACUACCUGCUGUACACUUACCUAGAUUAUCACAGAUUGCACCCUGAGAUUUGUCCUAUUCUGGCCAAUACUGCUCUUCAUGAAACUAAGCCCUGGUUUGGAUUUUUGGUUCAAAUGAGACAAAUUGAAGCAAACCCAGAGGAUUACAAACAGAUGUUUUAUGCCAGUCUAUCCAAUUCCCACAUGGUAAUGCCAGGGUACCAGCCUAGUGUGAGUAACAUGUUGUUGGAGGGGCAUACUCUACUUGCUCUCGCAACGAAUAUGUAUGCACCAGGUGGUAUUGAUAAGGUAUUAGAGCAGCGUGAUGAGACAGCCCCCUGUAACAGGAAUGUGGACCCCCAGCUUCUGAAGAUGGCUUUGGCUCCAUACCCCAAGCUCAAGGCAGCUCUCUUUAGUCAGCACCCAUCUUCCUCAGGACCUAUCCCCUCUGACAUCUCCCUAUAUCAUCUCUUGCAGUCUCUGACCCCAUUCCAUCCAACGCGUUUCUUCACCUGGCAGAUUGCAAACACUUUAGUUUCAGGAGACAACAGAUUGGAGCUUCCACACUGCUCUUGUCCAUGGUUGGUGAACAAAAUAUCAGCUAGAGAGUAUCUAGAUGUCUGGUUCCUACUGCGCAGUGGGCGGCCAGCAGUUGCUUUUGCAACAUUUGUGGUUCAGCAGCUCAUGAAAAGCAAAGCACCCCAACUUCUAAUUCAACAGACUGCUGAUGAAGUAUACUCCUUGGCGCUGUCAUGUUUCCACGUCUCCUCAGUAGUUGCUUCCUGUGUCAUCUUCCUUGAGUUACUUGGUCUUAGCAGCCACAAACUCCGUAUAGAUGUGAACAUUGCAAACUUGAUCUUGAACCACAAAGAAUUUAUGCAGGAGGAUGUGAUACAUGGGUGUCAAACACAAUCAUUGGCCCAGAAACUGUCCAGGCUGGUAGACAAUGAGGCAGAGGCAGCAAGAGAUCUUCUUUUGACCCUGGAGGAAGCAACUCUAGAGAGAGAAAAAGAAAAUGGCUCAAGUCUUUUCACUUCCUUGUGGAUUCCUGUCCUGCAGUUCUGUCUUCUGCACUCUAUUCCCCUGAGCACCACAUAUCUGAGGAACUGUGCUCAGAACCAGGACUGGCUGCAGUUGCUUGUGUACACUCACACUCAGGAGCAGGUUGCUUCUGUCCUUGAAGAUUUGGAACCAGCAUUGAGAAGCCACAUGGCUUUGGCUUUACAGAAUGUACCCCCAGACUCUCAGCUUGAUGGCAUUAUUACAAGCAGUGAUUUGGAUCCUUACAGUCUGCAUCACGUGUUACUCCAGUGUCAAAAAAUGGAGCAGCCGGAAUUAGCUCUCUUGAAAGUGUGUGUGAGAUACAGAGUUCCACUGCUAAGUGUGCUGGCUGCUUGCUUGCAACAAGAUACAGAUUGUGUUUCCUGCCUGUGUGCAUGGAUUGUCACCUCUGUGGAUCCUGUGACCUACGCGGAAAUCACACACUCAUUAUCGGCUUCUUCAGAACAUCAGUGGGACUUGAAAGAUCUAACAUGUAUCUGGGGCAUGCUACUUGAGAAGGAGGACAGCAGAACCCUUCACAAAGCAUUUAGCAUUUUUAUUGAGGACUGCCCUCUACUGCUUCUACUUGAUGUGUAUCUGCUGUGUUUGCAACAAAAAAAUUACGAGAUGGCCAAGCAGAAGAUGCAAGAUUUUCUGAGCACUUUUUUGAGUCUUAAGUCUGAGGAGGCCUCUUUCUCUUCAUUCCCUUCAGUCAGCUGGAUACAAGAUCGGGCAUCUCAGCUUCUACGAUUUCUCCUUGUGCAGAGUAAGACGCUGUACGAGUUAAGAAAAGUAUUGCAGCUUUUUUGUGAAACUGAAAGCCAGCACAUAUCUGGAGACACAGAUGUUCAUAAACUGAGUGUCCUCACUCAGUUACUGCAGGAUCACCCUAUCUGCAUCAGCAAGGACCUACUGUGUGAGUACAGUCCUUCUGCAUUGCACAGCGAGUGCCAGCGGCUGGUGCAGAUACUACAAAAUGGCGGGCACUUCUCCUUAGCACGGAAAGUAGCAGAACUUGGAGAGCUGCAGACAGACAACCUGGUAGUUGAAGAGGUGCUGCAAGACCAGCGUCUCCUGCAGGAGAUUGGACAGUGGCAGAGUAUACAGAGCCGAGCGCAAUACUGGAGGAAAUGUCACCAGAUGUUUAACAACAACGAUUUAUCCUCAGAGGUAGCAUCAGACUUUUUCCUCUCUCAGGCUAGUGGCUCCUCAUCAUCUGGGACCUUAGAUGGAGAAGAAGCUGAGGAUAUGGCAGAAAAGGAACUGCUGCUAACCCUUGCUGGGCACUGGUUAUCUCUCAGUGAUUCUGUACAGUUGAAGUCGUUGGAAGAGCUGGAGCAGCAAAUCUGGAAAUGCCGUAUUUUACAAAGGGUUAGAAGUAGGACUGGUGGGAGAAUAUGUCACCCCUGCUUCUCUCACCUCAGUGUCACUAUUCCUUCUUUUACUAAUCUUGCCUCACAAUUCUCUUUUUCUUCUCUGCCUGUACUAAACCCUCCAGCACUUCUUGAUGUCUCCAGUCUGCCCCCACUCCAUGGCACAAGUGGGAUGCUGGAUACAGAGGAAUCCUCAGCACUGAGCUCCCUAAUAGACCAACUUCUAGAUGAGAGCCGUGUGCAUGAGGCAAGCAGGGUGUGUAGAUACUUUCAGCUGCCCCAUCAUGAUCUAUGGUUGGUUCUGAACUGCAGGAGUCUAGCAACAGGGGAGACAGCGCAAGAUCAGCUACAUCCAGAUAUACAAGCCAUUCUUAAAGGAAAUAGAGAAAUGCAAGAGAAUAUACUGAACCGGAGAAAACGGCUUCACAGCUCCUCCAGCCUGGAAAGUAGAUCUUCCCAACUACCCACUGAUCGUGUUCUCACAGACCUGGAGAUUCUGAAGAAUGAGUGCACUCAUGGAAAGACUUUCUGUCGACAACUGCUGUGUGUGUAUGAGCUGAGUCAGGAUUUAGGAUGUUCAUUCUCAGAGGUAUCCUCUCGAGAUGCAGGAGAUAUUCUACGGUCUCUGCUUUCUUGUCAUCGCCAUGAGCUUAGUGACAGAGCACAAGCAGUCAUCAGCUCACAUUCAAUUCCCCCACAUACAGUAGCACAGAUUGUGUCUGAGGAAGGAUUAAAAAGCUGGAUGACACUGGGUGAAGACAAAGGACUAGCCGAGAUGAAUAAUAUUUCUGAGAUGAGAAAUAACUUCUUGCAGCUUGCAAAGCUUUGCCCAGAUCCAACUCUGGUUGGUUUAACACUGUUGGACCAUUUGGAGAGUGUACCCCUUACCAAUCUGCAGUGCAUAAUUGAACUUUUGAUAUCUGCCCACGAUUGCUUUAGUCUAACUUGCCACAUGGAAGGUAUUCGCCGUGUUCUGCAGGCUUGUCGCCACCUAACUGAGAUGCAUUUGGCACCCAACCAAGAAUACAGACUUAUGGUUCGGCUGCUUUCUGGCAUUGGUCGGUAUAAUGACAUGGUUUACGUGUUUGAUAUUCUGCACAAAAACCAGCACUUUGAAGCUCUGUUGAGGAAACAGCUUGAUACAAAAGGGGGCCUACAAACUGCACUCCUGGAGUACAUUAAGCGCUGUCACCCAGGGGAUAGUGAGAAGCACAACAUGACAGCACUAUGCUUCAGUUUACACCGUGACAUUGGCCACAAUCAUGAGCAUGCUGCACUUAUCCAACUUAGACUUAUACAGUCUCAGCCCUGGGAAUACUGGUUAUCUGAAAUGGCUGAGUUGAGGUCUGCUAUAAUGAAAGCAUUGACUCUUCUGAUUGAUGCAGCAGAGAGCUACUCAAAGGAUUCUUGUGUACGCCAGUCUUUGCGCUGUGCCCGUCUCACCCGCCUCCUGACACUUCAGCUUCAUCUGUUGAACAGUGGCCACCAAACCAGGCUCAUUAAUCUGGAUAGAGAGAGUCUGGUGGAACCCCUUGUUGCUUUGCCACGUUUCUACCAAGCUGUAAUUGUAACUGAAGCCUAUGACCUACUCCCAGACUGGGCUGAGAUUCUAUAUAAAAAGGUCAUUAUUGGAGGUGAUUUUCAUUAUCUAGAAGAGUUCAAACAACGUCGGCUACUGCAGGGAGGAAUAUUUGAGCAGAUAUCGCAAAGGUGUAAGUUGCAGCCUCCAGGAACUACUGGACUCCAGAAUCUAAAGCGAUUGAUUGGUUAUUGUGAGAACACAUAUAUGCGUUACAAACUGGCCCUUGAGAAUCAGUUCUAUGACAUUACUGAUGUUCUUAUGAGAGACUCUCAGACACGCUGCUGUCUUACGGAUAUGCUUUCUCGCUAGGAUAAACUGAUAUUGUGACACUAGGACUCCCAGUGAUAUCUCUGGUCCAGCAUCGGGGUUGUAAAAUAUAUUUGUAUUUUACCAUUUAUGAAUAUUUAUAGCCAACGAGAACAAAAAGCACUUUUCAAAGUUUGAGACUGUAGACUGGUAUUGCAUAUGUCUUUUACCAGACCAAUAAACAGUUCUUUGAUGCCUUACAGAAUCCUAAACAUCUUCAUCAAGCCAUCUUAAAAAUCUUUUAUAGAGGACUGGGGCAGGAGGGACAUUUCUGUUCUUAAAAUGGUCAAUGAUGGAUCACUAAAUCGGCAACAUUUGUACAAAUAACCUGUGUCUGUACAUGUCUGCUGAUUAAAGAUAUUUGUUUAUAUUA
Molecule: messenger RNA, 7559 nt
Organism: Bombina bombina (fire-bellied toad)
Lineage: Eukaryota; Metazoa; Chordata; Amphibia; Anura; Bombinatoridae
Gene: SPG11
Product: SPG11 vesicle trafficking associated, spatacsin
Exons: 41
Coding region: 95-7189 (2364 amino acids)
Biological process (GO): chemical synaptic transmission; axo-dendritic transport; axon extension
Cellular component (GO): cytoplasm; axon; dendrite
Molecular function (GO): protein binding
Source: RefSeq, a predicted model, not a curated record